Messenger RNA from Zymoseptoria tritici IPO323, 1037 nucleotides. RefSeq lists its product as uncharacterized. The transcript is spliced from 6 exons. Gene Ontology annotation, molecular function: oxidoreductase activity. The record is from RefSeq and is a predicted model, not a curated record. NCBI's taxonomy places the organism in Eukaryota, Fungi, Ascomycota, Dothideomycetes, Mycosphaerellales, Mycosphaerellaceae. Bases 42 to 1037 code for a protein of 331 amino acids.
CCCAAGCAAUCGCCUUUUCUGUACCUGUCGCGCACGAAACGAUGGCUCUGACCACAUCCAUUAUAACAGUCCUGCUGGCCACGACAUGCCUGGCCGGAAGCAACAUCCCGCAAAAGCGGCAGUUUCCAGGUGGCUGUACGAGUCCAGUUCAGCGACGAUCAUGGUCAUCUCUCAGCUCAGACGAGAAGCUGGCGUACAUCAAUGCCGACAAAUGUCUCAUGAACACGCCGGCUCAGCAUGGUAUACCAGGAGCAGUAUCCGUGUGGGAUGAGAUCCAGUAUGCGCAUAUUCGGAACAUGAACUGGAUCCAUGGUGUGGGUCAAUUCCUGCUCUGGCAUCGAUACUACGUGACCGUGUACGAGCGCCUCAUGCAGCAACACUGCGGCUGGACUGGCGGAGUUCCCUAUUGGCGCAUCUCCACCGACGCCGACAACAUCCUCGCCUCGCCCAUUUGGGACACCACCACGGGUCUUGGCGGUAAUGGAGCAUUCGGUAACGGCUGCAUCACGGACGGGCCAUUCGUCAACACCACGCUCCGGUUUCACGAUGAUGGCACCGCUGGAGAGCCGUACUGUAUCACCAGAAACAUCAAUGCUGAGACAUAUAGGGGAUCCGUGCAGGGUGAGAUCGAUUCUUGUAUGCAGAGUCAGGAUUUUGCGCAGGCGCAUGCCUGCUAUGAGAAUACGGUGCAUGCUUCGGCGCAUCAGGGAACCGGUGGAAUGGCGGAUGCACUCACAGCGCCAGGCGAUCCAAUAUUCUUCCUUCACCACACUAACCUUGAUCGCCUCUUCUGGGAAUGGCAGCAGACCAAUCCCGCCCAUCUUACUGAUAUCUCCGGCUCCAACACACCGUCAGACGACUUUAAUCGUGGCAACAACUGGGCGCCGCCCGGACCUGAGUUCACGCAAUUCUCGGGAGACAACGGACCCAUGACCACGAUGGGACAUGUGCUGUGGAUGAUUGGGAUCUUGCCGAAUGUGACAAUCGGAGAUGUGAUGGAUUUGAGGGGAGCGACGAUAUGUGCGGAGUAUGUGUGA